Molecule: messenger RNA, 918 nt
Organism: Lasiodiplodia theobromae
Lineage: Eukaryota; Fungi; Ascomycota; Dothideomycetes; Botryosphaeriales; Botryosphaeriaceae
Product: Cyclin domain-containing protein
Exons: 2
Coding region: 1-918 (305 amino acids)
Biological process (GO): regulation of transcription by RNA polymerase II
Cellular component (GO): nucleus
Molecular function (GO): cyclin-dependent protein serine/threonine kinase regulator activity
Source: RefSeq, a predicted model, not a curated record
AUGUCCGACAUGGCGCCCCAGCACCCCUCGCACCUGUCCAACCCGCUGGCCACCCCCGACCAGCUGGCCCAGUCCGGCUCGCAGCUCGACGGCAUCCCGCCCGACCUCGAGGAUUCGAUCCGAUUCGCUGGCCAGCGCCUCACACAGGCCGCCGGCAUCCUACUGCGCCUGCCGCAGGACAUCGUCGCCCAGGCCAUCGUCGUCUACACUCGCUUCUGGAUCGGUCCCGAAGGCGGCAGUCUGAAGGACUACGGCGCCAAGGAUGUCUCCGCUGCUGCUCUCUACACCGUCGCCAAGCUCUCCGCCUACCCGAGGCCGCCAAGGGCUGUUAUCAACACCUACCAGUUCCUGGACUCGCUCCCGUCCACCUAUGUGGAUCCUGAAAAAUUGCACCAGGAGCCCGUGGAUCCAGAAACCUACUUCGUUAGCGAGGGAACCUACCACGCUCUGCGCGCCCUGUUGAUGAAGACCGAAGCUCACGUGCUGCGCGUGCUCGCAUUCGACACGCACGUCGCCCUGCCCUACACUCUCGUCAUCAACUACCUUCAGGCCCUCGGAAUCGCCUUCGAAGGCGACGGCAGCCCCGGCACCGAGCUCGCAAGGCGUGCCUUCGCCCACCUGAACACAGCCCUCCUGAGCCCCCAGCUGCCUUAUCUGACCCACCAGCCCCCGCAGCUCGCCACCGCCGCCGUCUACCUUGCCGCCCGCGACGUCGGCGUCAAGCUACCCGGCGAGCCGUGGUGGGAGGUCUUCGACACUGAUCGUGAAGAACUCGGUUUUCUCGUCGUCGCCAUGAUCAGUAUGCCCGGCUUUGCUUCGGAAGAGAAAGCGAAAUGGGGAAGGCGUAAGGUGCCCUUGACGCUCGAAGACCUCGACGCCGAGCUGGAGCGCAGGCGCAUGCUCGAAGACGGCCAAUGA